AUGAAGCGAAUGAUACCAAGUAGUGGGAAAAUAGCGAAGGAUGCUAAGGAAUGUGUUCAAGAAUGCGUUUCUGAAUUCAUAUCGUUCAUCACUAGUGAAGCUAAUGAUAAGUGUAUGAGUGAGAAGAGGAAGACGAUAAGUGCUGAUGAUCUUCUGGAAGCGAUAAACAAUAUGGGCUUCGACAACUAUGUGGCUCCCCUUCAACUGUUUCUGGAG
Molecule: messenger RNA, 216 nt
Organism: Cooperia oncophora
Lineage: Eukaryota; Metazoa; Nematoda; Chromadorea; Rhabditida; Trichostrongylidae
Source: the annotation of a GenBank genome assembly